Molecule: messenger RNA, 2678 nt
Organism: Thunnus maccoyii (southern bluefin tuna)
Lineage: Eukaryota; Metazoa; Chordata; Actinopteri; Scombriformes; Scombridae
Gene: grb2b
Product: growth factor receptor-bound protein 2b
Exons: 6
Coding region: 403-1056 (217 amino acids)
Molecular function (GO): protein binding
Source: RefSeq, a predicted model, not a curated record
UGAGGGGGAAAAAAAAUAAGGCGUCCCUCCCAGCUCUGUGGAAGGAAGCGGAAAUAAACGUCGCAAACCUUCUGCUAGUAGCUAGAUUUCAGCUCGUAGGACGGGGUGUAAGCGACACAAGACAUACAUCGUUUGUUGCCUCUCAAGAGGAAACACGGAGUGGAUAAUUAUACGAGAGGGGUUUGUUUGUGACGGUGGCAACAUCUAAAACGGAAUAUCUCGAGUGGUACCCUACUGUGACCUUUAUGUGAGGUCAAAGCCCUAAAGAAACGGGUCAUAGACGGGAGGAGAGACUCGGAGAAAAGCAUCUGGCCACAGAAGCCUGGAUAAGUGUUUUUAUUUUUUAUUCAGUCCCCGAAACACAACUACAGCUAAGCAGUUUUCCAGCACCCAACAAGGACCAUGGAGGCCAUUGCCAAAUACGAUUUCAAAGCCACUGCUGAUGAUGAGCUUAGUUUCAAGCGUGGAGAAGUCCUCAAGGUAUUAAAUGAAGAGUGUGAUCAGAACUGGUACAAGGCAGAGCUAAACGGAAAAGAUGGUUUCAUCCCCAAGAAUUACAUAGAGAUGAAAGCUCAUCCGUGGUUCUUCGGGAAGAUUCCUCGGGCCAAAGCAGAAGAGAUGCUAAACAAACAGAGGCACGACGGGGCCUUCCUCAUUAGAGAGAGCGAGAGUGCACCGGGGGACUUCUCUCUCUCUGUGAAGUUUGGAAAUGACGUCCAGCACUUCAAGGUUCUUCGUGACGGGGCUGGAAAGUAUUUCCUAUGGGUGGUGAAGUUUAACUCGCUCAACGAGCUGGUGGACUACCACCGCUCCACCUCAGUCUCCCGUAAUCAGCAAAUCUUUCUGCGAGACAUAGAGCAGGUCCCCCAGCAUCCCACAUAUGUGCAGGCGCUCUUUGACUUCGACCCCCAGGAGGAAGGAGAGCUGGGUUUCCGACGCGGCGACUUCAUCCAAGUCCUGGACAACUCUGACCCCAACUGGUGGAAAGGCGGUUGCCACGGCCAGACGGGCAUGUUCCCCCGCAACUACGUCACACCUGUCAAUCGGAACAUGUAAACAGUCAGACCAUGUAAACAACAACAACAACAACAACAACAACAGCAACCAUCACCAUUACCAUCAUCAUCAUCGUUCUUGAUCUCAUCAGCCCCCAUCCAAACCCCCCCAACCACCCCCUUCACCCCCUCUUGGCCAUCCCACGAUAACAGGAGCAGACAGGAAGAACGCAAACAACUGAAAGUGAGAGAGAGAGAUAAAACAGGAGUAGUGCUGUCGUAGGCGGCGCUGUGUGGGUGGCAGCUGAGCAAAAAUCAACUUUAACUUGCGCUGAGAAUGUUCACCUCCCCAGUGAAUGCCUCGGCGAGGACUGAACUGUCUUUGAGGGAAAUCUAAAUGCAGAGAAACUUAAGCGUAGUGCACCAACCGUGAAGAUAACCAAAUGAUUCUACCGCUAGAAGUCCCACAGCUGCUUCUGUCUUCUCCUUUAACUUCUUAACAUUCUGCCUUUUUUCUUUUGUGUUUUUUUUUUUUUUCUUUUUUUUUCUUUUUUUUUUCUUUGCCGCAUGUUGUUUUUAAUCACCUAAAUGAAAUGCCUACCGGUAAAUCCUAACUCUGUUUUAAAGAAAAAAAAGAGAAAAAUAUAAAAAAGAAGUGGUUUUAAAAAAAAUGUACAAAAAAAAGAAGAGAGAAAAAAAAACUGAUGCCAUCUACAGCAAGUUUCCAUGUGUAAGAUCAUUGGCACGUGAGCAUUGUACAUCAGCCAUCGGCUGUAUAAAUAAAUCAACUAUAGAGAGAAUCCAUUUUUUAAGAAUAUAUAUUAUAUAUUUGUAUGUGUUUGUCUGUUUUACCUCUCAUCACAAAUUGUAUUUUUUUUCCAUUUGUAAAUUAUGUUCAAUCUUUUGUUAGUCUGGAUAAGACCUAGUAGCUCUAGAAUGUGCUGAAUUGUCAGUCAAGUUUUUUUUUUCUUUUCUUUUUUUCUGAAUCUAUCUGAGGGCUCUCAGAUAAUAACAGCAUGAUAUUUAAGGGGUCAUAAAUUCCAUUUGAGAAGGUUUCUCUUGUCUAUAAUGCGAGAAAAGUAAAAGUUAGUUCUCUGAGAAGAAACUAAGCCUGUCAGGAAGCUAAUGUUGACCAGCAAGUAGAGCCAUGAAUGCUGCAAGAGCUGUUGUAUUACGAAGCCCUGUAUAAGGUCAGCCACCUUUUUUCAAAGCCAAUGUAUUUAUUGCAGCCAUUUUACUUGGGCAGUGAAUGUAGCUGACUGAGUCCGUAGACAUUAACAUGAGGGAAGCACGGUCGGAGAACUGAACUACACAACCACGCAAGGGAUUUUAAAAAGACAUGCUGAAUUAGUAAUGUUGUCGAUAUUCAUUCAUAAAGAGAGUGGUGUAUGAGGAUAUGUACAGGUAGUUAACAUGCAUAUUCAAACACAUUCAUUACAUGCAUGCAUACGCAGACGCUCUCCUCCUUUGUUAUACCUGCACGUAGCAAAGAGGCAGAGUUUGGAUAAUCACAUUGUGUAAUCACCAGUGCAGAUCUGCGGCUGGCACAGAUUAACAGUUCAGAAAACUGAGAGAUUGUCUUUUAUGCUAAAAGUUGAGAGAUCAGCUUUAAAUGAUGUAAAAGAUUUUUUUCUCCCCUUUCUUUUUUUUUUUUUCUUUUGUCCAAUGUGGCGUGUGGUCAAG